GUGUUCGAGCAAUAAAGUUAUGCUAUACUGCGUUACUCGUCGAGAAGUUUUGAAACGGCUGUUUGUAUCGUCGAAAGACGUGCUGAAUGCCCAGGAUCGUAUCGUAAAGAUUAAAUGGUGCACUGGACAUCCCGGCAUCGUAUUCGGGUUGGAUUCAUCCUCUAGCGUACACUUAUGGGACCUUUGCGAUGACAUUAACACACCAAUAAUGUCCGUGCCGUUUCGAGGAAAGACCAUUACAGCCAUGUCAUUGGCAUCAACUCCAAAAAAUAGAAACACCUACUUGGGAUUGGCGUUUGCUGACGGUGAAGUACAAUUACACCAGUUGAAGUUGGACAAGAGGAAUCAGACGACCGAUCAUAGCGAGCAACUCACAAGGUUUUUGGCCAGUCUAUAGAAGUGAUCUGUUGCAAGCUACUAUAACAUAAUAUAUAAAUAACGUGCCAACAACAGUAUUUUUAAUUUAAUAAUAUAUAAUAUAUUUUUCUAGCUUCGAUAACGUGUAAUAUAAUAAAAAAUAAUAUUGAUAACUCGUGCGGUACACAGUACUCUACGGAACAAAAAUACCAUCUUACAUACAUAUAUGUACAACUACGUAAUAAUAUUAUAAUAUUUUUAUUUUUAUUUUCCGUGUGCAUAACUAUAG
Diuraphis noxia (Russian wheat aphid) is the source of this 646-nucleotide messenger RNA. RefSeq names its product cytoplasmic dynein 2 intermediate chain 1. Gene Ontology annotation, molecular function: dynein light chain binding; dynein heavy chain binding. NCBI's taxonomy places the organism in Eukaryota, Metazoa, Arthropoda, Insecta, Hemiptera, Aphididae. The record is from RefSeq and is a predicted model, not a curated record. Gene Ontology annotation, biological process: intraciliary transport. Gene Ontology annotation, cellular component: cytoplasmic dynein complex.